Messenger RNA from Cucumis melo (muskmelon), 1021 nucleotides. Its product is annotated as protein CURVATURE THYLAKOID 1B, chloroplastic. Bases 327 to 857 code for a protein of 176 amino acids. The record is from RefSeq and is a predicted model, not a curated record. The transcript is spliced from 6 exons. NCBI's taxonomy places the organism in Eukaryota, Viridiplantae, Streptophyta, Magnoliopsida, Cucurbitales, Cucurbitaceae. Gene Ontology annotation, cellular component: chloroplast thylakoid membrane; thylakoid.
AUCCUCUCUCAUUUCCUCACUCACAAAACAUUAUCCCAAAUUGAUUGUGAAAUGAGUGGCUCUCCAUCUUCAUAACUUUAACACCCAAAUCCCAUAUAUCUUUAUAUUAUUAUAUAUAAAAUAUAAAUAUAACCCAACCAAAAAAAAAAAAAAAAGAAAAAACAUCUCCAAAAAGGGGAAGAAAGAAAGAAAACACAAACACACAAACACCUGUCUACAAAACAAAAGAAAAAACCCAACAACAAAAUCUUCACUUUCUUUCCUUUCCUGGAGAAACUAUCUUUAAUUAGCUGCUUGUGAAUAUUUUGAGUGUGAGACGGCAAUCAAUGGCUUCUUCUUCCUCCUCCACAUUUGCUCUCUCUUCCUCGGCCUCCACCCUCCUCGAUUCUAAGGCCCCUCGACAAUCCGGUUCGCCGUCAUCGACCGUGCCGCUCCCCACUCUCCCGUCGCCGCCUACUCCAUCGGCUCAGAUCCGCCCUUGGAAGUCCACUGCCUAUUGUCGGAAGAUUGCUCGCAAUGUGAUGGCGAUGGCAACCGGAGAAGUCCCAGCUGAAGUGGCGGCGGGGGAGCUGGCGGAGAUGCCUGAAAUUAUCAAAAAAGUUCAAGAAGCUUGGGAUAAGGUUGAAGAUAAGUAUGCUGUGAGCUCACUUGCUGUCUCCGGUUUCGUCGCCCUUUGGGCCUCCGCUGGCGUCGUCUCCGCGAUUGAUAGGCUUCCUCUAGUUCCUGGCCUGCUUGAGCUUGUGGGAAUUGGCUACACCGGGUGGUUUGCAUACAAGAAUCUGAUUUUCAGACCAGAUAGGGAAGCAUUGUUGCAGAAACUAAAGGAAACCUACAGUGAGAUAAUAGGGAGCAGCUAAAGAAGAUUAAUAUUGAUGUGUGUUCAAAGAGGGGGAUUUAAUUAUUCUCUAUGGCUAAUAAUUAUAAUUAAGAGUCUAAAUUCUGGUCUUCUUUUUUUUUUUUUUUUAAUUUCAAGCCAAAAAAAUAAAAAAAAAUAAUAAUAAAUAAUGAUCUUUAUAAUUAA